Messenger RNA from Actinia tenebrosa (Australian red waratah sea anemone), 2494 nucleotides. Its product is annotated as ectonucleoside triphosphate diphosphohydrolase 4. The record is from RefSeq and is a predicted model, not a curated record. Gene Ontology annotation, cellular component: Golgi apparatus; membrane. Gene Ontology annotation, molecular function: ribonucleoside triphosphate phosphatase activity; GDP phosphatase activity; UDP phosphatase activity. Gene Ontology annotation, biological process: UDP catabolic process; CTP metabolic process. Lineage: Eukaryota; Metazoa; Cnidaria; Anthozoa; Actiniaria; Actiniidae.
UACCAGGUAGUCAUUACGUGGCGUUCAAAUAUCGAAGGGGAAUCCUCGUGAAAUAUACAAAUAUCUACCAAAAAUCAAUUCCUUAAUUCCGAUCGACCACAAAACACUCGGCUUUUGUUGCAAAUAUGGAUAAGUUACUUGUCGUGAAGUCUUGAUACAAGCAGAACAGGUAUUGCUCGCUUCAAUAUGGUUGGCAGAAUUUCGUUUCGCUGGCUGGCUUUGCCAUCUUUCAUUCGAGUUCCAUUCCUACACAGCACACAUCAAGUCAUUGACAACCAAACUGGAAUAAUAACUCGUUCAAGCUUUCAUGCUACUCAUCAUAGCCAUUUUAAGUACUUUAUUCUAUUCAUUAUCCUAAUGAUAUUCCUGGUAGCUUUGUACUUCACUGUGGGUUACAGAAAACAUCGUUCGUCAUAUCAUAAACGCUUUAACCUUGCUGUAUCAGAAGAGCACGUUUUGGAUGCUAAAUAUCAUUAUGGGAUUGUAAUAGACUGCGGUAGUAGUGGCUCUAGGGUGUUUUUAUAUUACUGGCCUCCACAUAAUGGCAAUCCUGAAGAACUAUUAAAAAUAAAACAGUUGAAAGAUCCACGUGGAAACCCUGUCAGGAAGAAAAUUAAGCCAGGUAUCUCAACCUAUUCCACAAAACCUUUCAAUGCAUCUGAAUAUCUUGAACCUUUAUUGGACUUUGCUGCUAGUCACAUACCAAAGGAAAAACACCAAGAAACACCUCUGUAUGUCCUGGCUACUGCUGGUAUGAGACUGUUGUCAGUCAAACAACAAGAAGCUAUUCUAAAAGACUUAACUGYUGAUAUACCUACCAAGUAUGAAUUUCAUUUUACAUCAUCGCAUGCUGAAGUUAUCACUGGAAAACAGGAAGGUAUCUACUCUUGGAUUGGAGUGAAUUUUGUGUUAGGAAGAUUUGACCACUCACAUGCCCAUCAAGAAAACCCAACCACAACAGGCGGCUCAGAAGCGCCUCGCAAGGCAACUGUUGGUGCUUUAGAUAUGGGAGGAGCCUCUGCACAAAUUGCUUUUGAAGUCCAAAAAUCUACAUAUGUUCCAUCAGAUCUCUUGGCUGAAGUUAAUCUAGGUUGUGAUUCCCACGAGACUAUUCACAAUUACCGUGUCUAUGUAGCUACCUUCCUUGGGUUUGGYGGCAACGCGGCCAGAGAAAGAUAUGUAGAUUAUGUACUGACAAAUAGAACGGAGGAUUAUGAUAAAACGUUAGGUGCUUACACUGAUCCUUGUUUACCACUGGAAUACCACGAARAAAGUACCAAUAGAGGAAGGAAAUAUCAUUUCAUAGGGACAGGAGACUUUCUUCAAUGCAAAAAGAACAUUUUCCCUUUACUAAACACCUCUGUGCACUGUUCCAAAUCUCCAUGUUCGUUUAAUGGUGUGUAUCAACCUCAAAAUACCAAUAAGGAAUUCUAUGGCUUCUCAGAGUAUUGGUAUUCUAUGCAUGAUGUGUUGAGGAUYGGAGGACAUUAUAAAGCAGAUAAGAUGACAAAAGCAGCCAAGGAUUUCUGCAGUACGAGAUGGAAUGUUCUGCGAAUGAGACACACCAAAGGACUAUAUCCUUUUGCUGAUAACCACAGGUUAAGAUAUCAAUGCUUCAAAUCAGCUUGGAUGACCACCAUGUUACAUCAAGGAUUUAAAUUUCCUCUUUACUAUGAUGGACUUUACUCUGCCCAGUUCAUAGAAGAUAAGGAAGUCCAGUGGACUCUAGGGGCCAUUUUAUACCGUACCCGAUUCCUUCCUCUAAGGGAGAUCCAGCACAACCAUCUUCAUUCACAGUAUUCCAGUAGCAAAAGCUCGUAUUAUUUCUUGACCAGUUACGCCAGUGAAGUAGAGUUUCGUGUCGUCUUUAUAUUCUGCUGUGUGAUCGUCCUAACAGCUAUUAUUCUUUUCUUCCGGCGAUUGCGACGCAUGAGCGGCAAGUCCUCCCACUCUUUAUUAUUAUGGAGCCGCAGUCCCUCCAAGUCAGCGGUAUACAGCAUGGAGUUAAUUCCCAGUAAUGAGAAUAUCCCGGUUUGAGUUAUCCUUCACUUUAAACCUUUCAAUUCUAAUAUUAAAAUCCCCUUUCUUCUUAGGUAAUGCAAAUACAAAUAAAUUUAUAUACACAGAUCAAUAAACUAUUUAAAAGAAGAAAAAAAAUUCUGUCCCGCCAUUUUGGAUACCGGCACUAUUAUUGAACUAUUUGCCGCCGCACUAUGGAAAACACAUGCGAAGCUUUGAAAGUUAUAUUAAUAAUUGAGAAAUUAUCUUCAGUUAUCGACACCGAAGUAUUUCAAUUGUUGUUCAAACCGUUUCGUUCCGAAUAAUUCCGAAAUUUAGAGAGCUCAGAGUUUCGAAAGUUCUAAUUCAGAGAUGGCCAGCCGUUAAAGGAAAAUAACUUAAAUGAUUUGCGCGAACCAUUGGAUUCAAUCAUUGCAUGAUAACUCCAUUAAGGCCUCGUGCAAACUGGAAAGUAAAAAUGAAUUUCAAAUUGAGA